This is a messenger RNA of Anguilla rostrata (American eel), 6150 nucleotides long. RefSeq names its product zinc finger protein 148-like. Bases 46 to 2109 code for a protein of 687 amino acids. The transcript has 6 exons. Lineage: Eukaryota; Metazoa; Chordata; Actinopteri; Anguilliformes; Anguillidae. Gene Ontology annotation, biological process: regulation of transcription by RNA polymerase II. The record is from RefSeq and is a predicted model, not a curated record. Gene Ontology annotation, molecular function: RNA polymerase II cis-regulatory region sequence-specific DNA binding; DNA-binding transcription factor activity, RNA polymerase II-specific.
AAGAGUAUUGCCAGACGGUUUGUUCUGCCACGAGGCCUGGCCUCCAUGGAUGGACUGAUGGUGCGCAAGGAGACGGAUAACAUUAAACAGGAGUUCAAGCUGUCUGAUGCAGUGAUGCAGAUCAAAAAGGAAGGGGAAGAACUUACUGAUUUUCAGAAGAAGAAGAAAAUAAAACAGCACCCUCCUGCCAAGAUUGUCGGCAUGAAUGAAGACGGGUCGCUGGGCCUGCAGAGCGCGAGGCCUCAUGUGUGUGAACACUGCAGUGCCACCUUCCGAACCAACUAUCACCUGCAAAGGCAUGCCUUCAUCCACACAGGGGAGAAGCCAUUUCAGUGCAGUCAUUGCGAUAUGCGCUUCAUUCAGAAGUAUCUCCUUCAGAGGCACGAGAAGAUCCACACAGGUGAGAAACCCUACCGCUGCGAUGAGUGUGGGAUGAAGUUCAUCCAGAAAUACCACAUGGAGAGGCACAAGAGAACUCACAGUGGAGAGAAGCCCUAUCAGUGCAGUCACUGCCAACAGCUUUUCUCCAGGACAGAUCGGGUGCUGAAGCACCAGCGGCUGUGCCGUGAAAGCAGGAGGGCUGACGAGCUGCACGCUGGAGACGGGCUGGCGCUCAGCGAGCAGGGCCUCGGCCAUUCCCCACUUCCUGGGGAUCGCUCGCGGCCGAAGAAGCAAAGGCAUAAAGCUAACGACAAGCCCUGGCAUCCUGUACGCCUCGAAGGGGGGGAGGGGAGGGAGGAGCCUGGACCGGGUAGCAGGGAGCGACCGUCGCCGUACUCGCGAGCGUCGAAGGUGAAGGACGAGUACGAGCCGGCCGAGUGUUCGGCGGAGCGCCGCGAUUCGGCGGUCGGCAUCGGCCGCCUGGCGGAGGUUCCCGCUCCUGAGGCGAACGCCUCCCGCAACGACGUCCUGAAGACGCCCGCGAGCAGGAAGCGCCCGAGGAAGCCGGCCGGGCUGCGGGAGGACUCGUCUCCUACGUCCUCCUUAGACGACGGGAACGUCGCCAGGUACGCCUUCCAGCUGGCGGACAAGCCCGGAUUCCCGGGCCUGGAGAGUCACGCGGACCUGGACCCCCGCCGGGGGGCGCCUGGCAAACCGGCGGCGAGCAGCACCAACUACGACGACGCCGUGCAGUUCCUGAAGAAGAGGAGGUACCUGCAGGCGGGUGGUCCCAGCUCUAGCCGGGACGGCACCCUGAACGCCGGUAUCGCCGCGCAGACCUCCGGGAGCCGAUCCGCCGGAGCCAGCAUCGGCAACGAUGCGGCAACCGCCUGCACUUCAAAUUCUCACGCCGCGAAGACCGAGGUCAAGUCGACCCAGGACAAGAACAUCCUGACCGACGAGGUCUUUCAGACCCUCUUAGACCACUACUCCAACAAGGCCGGUGGGCAGCCAGAGGUCUCCUUCGGUGUGGACGACACAGAGGUGACCUCGCGCGUAUCAGUCCACUCAUCUGAUGUGUCUGCUGGCGGCCAUGUUGAGGCCCUGGGGAUGAGUGCCCAGGCGCCCCCUAGUGGAAAUGCCGGUGUGUUGCAGGAGUACUCCAAGUUCCUCCAGCAGACCCUGGAAAGGACGAGCCAGAAUGACAGUUAUUUGAACACACAGAGUCUUACCUGUGUUCCCAAAAGCCAGUCGCUUUCACACCAGCCAAAAUUCUCUGCCAUUGACACACAUUACACCUCCUCCAGUCGUUCUAGGUCAGGGAUGAACCCGUCUCUGAGCACGAGAAUGUCCUCAGAAAAAUCACACUUUGGGCUGCUUUUCGGGGACUCCCAGCAUUCCUUCUCAUUUUCCGGGGAGGAGACGAACCCAUCUUCAGUCUCCUCAACGGAGGACUUCCUCGAGCAGGUAACCCCUCCGAAAAAGUCCGACAGUCAGGUGACCGACUCACCUUUUCAGAUAGGCGCCUUUGAGCAGAACCUUCGAUCUCAGUUCCAGAGCUCUGGAUCUGCUGUGUCCUCCCUGUUUAGCUUCUCCAGUGGAGCAGUAAAUCUGCAUGGACACGAGAGUGGUACCGAUUUCUCAGAGUACCCUCUAGCCAGUGUGGCUGAUGGCAGAACUCCACCAACCUCAUCCCUGGAUUCUACAGGCAGCCAAAUGUAUAGUUGAUUUAUUAUAAUAAUUUUUUUUUAAAAACCAUUUUAAUCAUUACAUAUCCUCUUUUAUGUCCAACAAAUCUUGGCUACAGAACAUUUGUUAUCCCUAAGUUCAGUGCAUUGCUGUUUAAAGUGUCUGUCCAGCACCUUUUAAUGGCUUCAAAUGAACAGGUUCACACACACAUUGUUUAUAGCGUAUUUGAAUUGUUAAAAUGGUUAUGGGACCCACCUAAAUGAUGAAAAAAAGAUUAAUGGAAGAAAUCAAUCUCAUUCAUAAGAUUGUAGCUGUUGCUGGGCUAGGAUGGUCCAGCUAGGAUAGCAUCUACGGUUGGCUCCUCGGUCAGCUUGCCAGAUUAAUGUACAGAAAAACACUUCCACCCCUUUACUUAUGAACUGCUACUCAAAGUAUCACCAUUUGCUUGUAACUGGGUAGGUAUGUGCAAACUGGCUAUGUGAGCUUUGAAAUACAAAUCAUAUUAAAAGCUGGACGGGUCUGCUAACUGGCUUUUCAGAAGGUGAGUUGUGGAGAUGCAAAAGAGCUACAAAGCAAAUGAGAGAUUUAGCCAUAGGUAGUCCUGACUGAUAGCUAACAAUGGUCUUGGCAUGUUUCAGCUUCAGACUAAUAGUGAUAACAUAGUCUAUUAACAUUCUGGAAAUGUAUUCAGUACAUAUGGACAUUUUGCUGGAUAGACACUUUAAGCCACUGCUAAGCUCUUUUCUUUUAUAUUUUCAGAAUUCAUCUGCAUUCAUCUGAGUUUUCAAUAACAAAAUGGGAAAAUAUCACGUUUAAGACUGUUUGCAGAGAAUUUGUUGGAUAAAAAUGAUUGAUUGUAUUUAUUGUAUGGGGAUGUGAAAGAUUAAAAAGGUUGGAGUUGAUUCGCUGCUGUUUGUAAAUCAAAACAUGAUACAAAUGAAACUAUUUCUUCCCUUAUUAAUGGCAUAACUGGUAGUCAUAUAACAAUUACUGGAAGAUACCACUUAGUCAGAUUGUUCAAUUUGCAGCUUGGUUGCCACAUAAACCAAACUGGUUUUCUUCACUGUUUUUUCUUGUUGGGGGGAAAAGAUUAUCUAAUUUCUCUUUGGACAAAAUUGUAGUAAGUUUAACUUCCUCCCACACAUCCUGUGUACAGGCUUUUAUGUCAUGUGUUUACUUGCAUUUAGAAAGUUUUGUUUAUUUUUUAAUAACUAGAAAAAUAUAACGUAUUGACUUGCUUAAAACUGUAAAUACAUUAGACUACAGUAAUUUUUAAAAAAUAAUAACAAGAUGUUUUUACUGUUACAUUGCAAAACCAUAAAGAUCAUGUUGCUUGACACAAGCGACAGUAUUACAGUGUAUAUAUAUAUAUGUAUAUAUAUAUAUUUCCACAACAAUUUAUUUUAUUGAAGAUUAUUUUUUUAAUUAUUAAAUAACAAAAUAGUCAGAGCAUAUGCUUGGAGUUAACUCUUUAGAUCUAUUUAGUUGAAAAUUUCUUGUAGUUUCAGUUUAUAAAUAUAAUUAUAAAUGUAUAGAUUUACAUUUUUAUGUUAAAUGUAUAAAAAUAAUUUAAAUAUAAUUUAAACAAAAUUUUAAAUAUAACUGAUCUUGUAUUCCCUCUAAUAAUUUGUAAUAUUUAGAUUUGCUACAAACAUACAUCUAUUACAUUAUGUACACAAAAUGCGCUAUAAAUAUGGUGUAGUCUAAUGUACAAAUUAGUAAAUCAGUGCAGUAAAUAAUCAAAAAAAUAGUAAAUGAUCACAACAUGCAUCACUGUUCAAUAAGUUUUUUUCCCCUCUCAAUUCAAUGAAGUUAACAUCAGGGAACAAACUUUAACAUAUUACUGUAAAUUUAAAAUCCAUAAUUUUUAACAUUUAUGAAAAUAUAAUGCACCACUUUAGGUAGAUUAUUUGUAUGGGCUUUCUUUUGAUUUGCUAUAAAUGGUGAAAGUGGUUUGUGACUCAUUUCCUGUUCCGAUUUUUCUUGCUUUCUUCUCUUCAGAAUUGUUGUCUUAUGCCAAGUUUAUGGCUAUAAAAAAUAAUUCUUCCCAUUCAUAUAUAUGCAUUGUUGGCAGUGUAGCAUCAUGGGUAAGAAGCUGGUCUUGUAACAUGAAGUUCACAGGUUUGAUUGCCAGGUAAGCCACUGCUGUUGUACCCUUGAGCAAUGUACUUAACCUGCAGCCUGCAUUGCUUCAGUACAUGUCCUGUAUAAAUGGAUGCAGUGUAAAUGUAAAAAGUUGUGUAAGUCCCUCUGGAUAAGAGCCACUGCCUGUUCCUAUAUGCCUGGAAUGAAAUUUUAAAUUAAAUCAUGGACAGGUAUUUCAUCCUUUAGCUGCUUUACUCUGUCCUCUCAUAACAUUCCUUUUCAUUGAAACUCUGUGAUUAAGAUUAUUGUCUUAUGCCAAGUUUAUGGCCAUUAUAAAAUAAUUCUUCCCAUUCAUACAUAUGCAAUGUUGUCAGUGCAGUAUAAUGGGUCCUUACCCAUUAUGCUACACUUCCAACAAUGCAGAUGUCAACAUGCAGUUAUGAUGCUUAUUUUGAGUUUCUGUCUGGAUGGUACGUAAGGUAUGAAAUGUUAACCAUGAACCUGGUAUGUUCUAAUUUGUAGUUUUGAAUUGGCACUGCAUUAUUUUGUGAUAUUUCGAGUUUUUCAUAUCCAGUAAUGAAAUGUUAUCCAGGGAAGUACAGUACAUCAUUGAACACCUUUCUAUAUCUAUGACUGAGAUUUGUACAUGUGUGUAAUGUUUUUCUGAUUAUAUUGAUCAUUUGGAAAAUACUAUGAAUGGGUAAUAAAUCAUUUAAUUUCAAGUUUUUGUGAAGAUAUAGAAAUAUGGAAAAUCAGUUGUCUAUCAAUUUAAUUUUGGUACACUGGUUGUUUUUAUGUGCAAUAUAAAGCUUUCAAUGGAAGUAUACUGUUGCAGUAUAUGCAGUAUACUGGUUUUUGUUAAUGUCUAUUUUAUUUUUUUAUUUCCAUGUUAAUUUGUGCCUAUAAUACAAGUAAUCCAGUCUGGCUGCAUUAUGUGAAUUGAUGCAGUGAAACAGCUGAAAUCAUUUUUCUUUGUUUUUUUUUUUUUUUUAAUGAAAUUUGACACAUUUGAAGUGUGAUUAUAUUUUUAUGGAGGUAGUUUUUUAAGGGGAAAUGUUAACUCAAAGAACUAUUGCAAGUGGGAAGGGAAAAUAGACACUGAGGCUCUUGGGAUUUUUUAACGCAACAGUAUCAGGAUAUUUUGUCUAUUUUUCCUUUUUUGAAGAACUAUCUGAUUUUCCCUUAAGAAACAAAAUGGGAUGGUUUCAGCAAAGACUGUUAGAAGUCACAGACUGACAUUAUUGCAUACUAGAAUGAUACGCAUAUGGAAAGGGAAAUGUUUAGAUUAAGACAAGCACCCACACCACUUUUAUGUGUUGUAAAAUCGAAAGUGUGUAUUUCUAGAAGUCCGUUUGCUCUGUAACAAUGGAACGGAUGUUGAACGAUCUCCAUAUGUUACAGGCUGAUCUUGGCUUGCCCUUUGUAAAUAAGGUUGACGGGUAAACGGCGCCUCCUUCCAUAAUUUAUAUGAGCGUGUGUAUCCUGUCAACUUGACCCUUAAUAGAUGGUUGCUGGUGGGGUUUUUUUAAGUAAAAAUCAUCAUUCUGAUCGUAUACAUGAGCAGAUAUGCAGAUGAGAUCAUUCAAGAAUUUUAGGCUACAUCAUUACAUACAGCAAUACGAAAUUCUGUUUAAAGACAUUAUUCGGUAUUUUGCGGCUCCCUCUAGUGGUAAAAACGCUAACGCGUCACCGCUUCGUUAAUCAGGGAGAGACUACACAACUCGGGCAAAGAGGCACAGUUCAGGUAGUGCUGAUACUUUGAUAGAUCCAUUUUAUCUUUCACCUCCAUGUGAUAAAAGAAACGUAUUUGACUUUUUUAAAACUUUUUUUCCCCUUCAUGUAUACCUUUCCACUGCACGUUUUGAGUACUUCAGUGAAAUCAUUUGUUGGAACUAGUUGAAAGAGCACUGAGAAUCUGAAGGGUUCAGUUUCUCAAUGCUGACAACCAAAUGUAAUAUUAGUAACAAUAAAAAGAAAAUCCUUUUAGUCUAGAAA